CACCAGGUGUCUGCGAACGAGACUGCUCUGAAUGCAAGGGCGUCCAAAGACGAAGGCUCCUUUGUCACGCGGAUGAAGGAGAUAUUCCGGAUGAAGCAGAAAAUCCGGCGGCUGGAAGAAAAGUGCAAGCGUUUGAUGAGCGACCCUUCGGCCAGCGGACCGGACCGUCUGCCUGUGUCCGUCGACGCCGCGGGUUCGGCUGCUGGGGACGUCACUGGAUGUGACUGGGUCAACGGGAGGGGUCACGUGGCUGCUAGCGGCGAGUCCGGGAGUUCACAGGCCGUUACUGAAGUGGGGGACGAGCCUCUGGUGGUGCUGAGGGAUGAGGUGUCGCCUCUCAAUGUCAUUGGCAUGUUGAGGGAGUACGAGCUAUCUGACGAGAUGAUGGCGCACACGCCGUCGGACCUGCAGGAAGCUGUGGAAGUUAACCAGCGCCUGAAGAUUCAGAAUCUGGCCAUGCUGGCCGCUAUUCUUGACUGGAUUGUCAAGAAGCCGAUGGAGUGGGGCCUGAAGGAUAAGUUGACACAUUCUAAGAAGUGUGCUGAGCAAGUGGUGAAAGCGAAUUCGACACAGACAACCCCUAGGCGGUGUUUUGAGCAAGUGGUGAAACGGAAACGGUUGAAAGAGCUUCUGCAUCUUGAGAAAAGCAUUCAGGGGAUAUUCACCGAAGCGCAGAUCAAGGGCAUCACGAGGGACUUCUCGGCCAGAAUUCAAGAAAAACGCAGGAAGGUAGUUCUGUGGAGCGAAGAGGACAUGCGUCGUACGAUGGAGCUGAGGUCCAUCGGCUCAGAAGACGUGCUGAACCACGUCAGGUGGCGGAUGAAGAUACCCUUGCCGAGCAUGGAGACGGUGAAGUGGCGAUGCCGGAAAUCUCCUGAGCUGAACGCAAUGUACAGGUCGAUGUUGACCAAAGGGAACGAGGGGCCUCACUGCGGCCUGUGCCAGCGCGCACUGGGCGCCGUCGAUGACGUGGCAGGGACCAUGUUGGAACGGCCCAGUGACGUGGCCAGGAGCCCGCUGAACUCCGCCGACCUCUCCGGAACAUCUCGACAGUGCAGGCUACCCUUCACGGAGGAAGCGAAGCGGGGCGGUGACGCGUCGGUGUUGAAAAUAAGGUAUCCACCGCGGAAGAGAGCUCGCGAAAGGUCCGAGGACAGCGAGUCGCCGGACAGCGACGAGGAUGGGUACGGGGACCCGGGUGAAGCGGCGUUCGGGCUUAGUGCGCGUCCCAGGGAAUGUGAGCAAAGCAUGCCGACCGUCCUCAGUCACUCAACGGGCGUUCGUAACCAGUCGAGAAAAUGUUAUCUCUGAUGCGGCGCCCAAUGCACGUGCAAUGGUGCGCCCUAGUGGCGCCCACACCGAUAAUAUUCUGCGGAGUGCGUCUAUCGAGGAAAAUAACUGUGUCACAAACUGUCGUAAUCGGCCAUAGAUAUCCCCCGAUUACAGCUUUGAACUUGCAUCGUUGAACAAAGAUUGUCGCUCAGGCUUUGCGAACUUUGUGCCAUGUUGGACUUG
This is a messenger RNA of Pollicipes pollicipes, 1515 nucleotides long. RefSeq lists its product as uncharacterized. Bases 73 to 1311 code for a protein of 412 amino acids. The record is from RefSeq and is a predicted model, not a curated record. The transcript has 2 exons. NCBI's taxonomy places the organism in Eukaryota, Metazoa, Arthropoda, Thecostraca, Pollicipedomorpha, Pollicipedidae.